AUACUAAUGUGGGGGGUGGCAAUUAGACAGACAGGAGACAGGGCUGCUCCAGCUCUGACGACGUGUAAUUGUCGUGGUGCUUUGAGAAAUACCAAACACAUUCAUCAGCAUCCUGAGCGUUCAGCGUCUCAGCAGCUAAAUGACGCCACGUUCUUGGGGAGGACUGUGGUAUAAAAGACAGAUUUGACCUGAUCUACUGUCAUGUUGGUUUGCUGUGAGAAAACAUCAAAACUGUGCAGCUGAGAAGCUCAGUCCUAUUUGUUAAAAGACACAUCCGUCUGUCAGUCUGACCUACCUGUGGCUGGGUGGAAGUAGGACACAAGAAAAAACCCUUGGGUUUCACUCUUUUACAGCUUCAGCUCAUUUAAGGCAGUAGUUAUUGUUAUUAUUAGCUCUUGUGCAUAGUGUUAUUAUUCGAUCUGUAUUUAUUUCCUUUUGCAGACUAAUAUAAAGAAGCAAAACAGCCAAUAAACCACUUAUUAAAGAGCACCCACUGUAAAAUAAUAAUAAUAAUAAAACCCCCACUUACAAUAAUAACUUUACAGUUAAAAUAAAUUAACACAAUUUUGUUUUUGUUUAAAAAGUUAACAGCUUUGGUUUGAACUCUUCAUUUUCUUUGUUUUUUGUUUAAACGGAUCUUCUCUCUCUGAGGAACAUUACUGCCACCUAGUGAGCUCACUUAGCAAGGGUAAACAUUUCUCAAACAAAAGAUUAUUACCUCAGUUCUUUUUUAAGUAAUUGUAUUGCUGCUAAGUACACUGACAGUCCUACACUGAGUCAUUAUUCAUUCAAAUUAAAACAGCAGUGAUUUAGUGUCAAAGUUGUCAAAGUUGUUCACAUUUCUCAUAAAGAAUAAAACAAAAAGCAAAUAAUAAUAUGCAUAAAACGAUACCUCCGUCUCUGUGCCGUGUUCCUGCCGCUGCGUUCUAACAAUGAAAGAAUGUUUGUGCAUGAAAAAGCUGACUUGUUUGAAUGGUAGAAAUUCAUGUAGGCAGAAGAGCGGCUGACUGAGAGAAAUAAAGAUGAGAAGGAACAUAAAAGGCCAGAGAGAGUCAGCCCAGAGUCUGCAGAUGAAAGGCCGGAGAAAAGGAGUGUGUGAACAGUGCAGUCACUGUGGUGAUGAUCCAGGCCACGGCCGGCGACACAAUGGAUGAACACACACACACACACAAACUCACACAUGCAGCGAUGUUUGUUUGAUGUCAGCUUUUCUUGACAGAUGGAAUCAAUGUUAAUUAAACACUGACAAUGUGAGAGAAGAGGGAAAAGAGAGGACGCGAGUUUCCUGGUGCGAUCACAAACAAACACAUCUUGAUCAGAGAGAUAUAACACGUCUACGUGAAAAUGGAUGAUACUAUGUCACUGCAUCAUACACUCUGGCUGAAGAUGAAACUCUUGGUAAAAGAAAUCUGUUUUCAGUACAAGAUCUAUUUAGAAUGCGUUUAUUAUUAAUUCCUUAUAUAAUUUUCAAACCAUAGCAUAAUGAUUUUAUAUCUUUGAAUAAUUUGGAUAAUUUACUAUUGUGAUGUCACCAGAGCCCAAGGCACCACUUAGUGGUAUUUUGCCUCAUGAACUAGUUUGACAAAUCUUUAAGGGAUCAGUUGCAGGUUUGUGUGUGUGUGUAUGUAAGGGUCGGGGGUGGGGGGUGGGUUACACAACACAACAAAAAAAUGUACAUCAUAUAAAAUUUAAGGAGGAGGCGCCAUUCAGUAUGUAGUUCCUCUGGUGCUUGAACCCAGGACUUUUUUGGCAGAUGUGUAAGGCAUGCCCCAUAACUGCUACACUAUUACAUCAGAGUUCGCACAUCUCACUACAUGCCUUUUUAGGUUAGGUACCCCACACAGGGAUCAGGCUCCGUGGUCCAGAUUUCUGUGGACCACAUAGUCAGACACAUGAUUUAAUGUGGUGUAAAGAUGCCGGUCUCAACACGUCAAAAAACGAAGGGAAAUUAAAAGUGGGAAACCAUGAAAGGGAGAUUGAGAGAUGGGGAGGAAACGGAGCUGAAACGUAAAGAUCAAUAUCCCCUGCAUAAUUACCUACCAGCUUCCUGGGUUGCUAGGAGACCAGCCAGAAAUGAGAGAGGGGAGACGAAGAAGAAGUAGAAGAAAAGGAAGGCAACGAUACAGGGAGAGGGAAAGAUAAACACACAAAAAGUCCAGCGUGUGUUUAUUGCCUGUGUUUACACUGAGAGUGAAGGUACAGGAGGGCGAGGGAAGCAUGUAGAUGUGAUUAUUAUAGGAGUGCAUGAAGAAUUACUGAGAAAUUGAUGGUGUCAGUCCCUUUAGCUUGACAACUCCUCCUCCACCAUAAAUCAUCCACAGCUCUCUGUGCACUCACUUUUGUCUUCUUUGAUUCUUCCUUCCCUCUGACUCCCUGCUUCCUGUCACCUCCUUCUCUCUCUCUCCUGCCGUUUCUCAUUUAUAUCAGUCGUGUCUUGUGUUCACGCUCCCACUGAAAUCACUGAGGAGCCACGUGAACAGAUGUUUCCAUCAAUUACCAUCAAAAUAGUUCCCGAUCAACGCAGACCUCUGUCGUAUGAAAUGAUUAGAACGGAUGCCCACAAGCAGCAGUCAACAUUAAAGCAGUCUCACUGAAUAAAGCUACACUUAAAGAAAAAAAAUCUCAUUACACAGAAGCCAUAUUUAUGUGCACUGUGCCUUUAAAUGGAAGAAUGGGAGCACCAAGAGAGAGAGAGAAGGAGAGAGAGGAAAAAUGAGGAGUAAGAAGAGAGAGAGAAGGAGACCUAGAAAAGGGGGAGUCAGUGUUCACUUUCUCCUCUUCUGUCUCUCAGAGGUGUGUGAGAGACCAGUGUGAUAUUUCUUUACAGUCAGUAAGACUAAGAGAGAGAGAGAGAGAGAGAAAGAAAGAAAGAAAGAAAGAAAAAAAGAAAGAAAGAAAGAAAGAAAGAAAGAAACAACAAGGAAACAAAGAAAUACAGAAAGAAGAAAAUAAACAGAGAAAGAAACAAAGAAGAUGCUGGACAUCUCUGGAGGAGGACCGCUUCACUGCCUCUGAUACUUCAGGAUCAUGUUGGACACAGAGACAAGAGGCAGAUUUCUUUGACGGCUGCUGAGACACGGAGCGCUCUCUGGAGUGGAUGAGAUUAAACAAUUCAACAGUUGUCGCUCUUUGAUGAGAACAAAAAAAAAGUUGUGGACAUCGGCAGCUGUGAGUCUGUGCAGAGACAUCCCAGCGUCUCAACCGAAGAAAGUUCUGAAAGGACUGUGUAGCUGAAGUGUCUGUUGUUGGUUCGUGUAUAAGACAAAGGUGGAAACAUUUGUUCUCAUCUGCCUUCAUCCAAAAGAAACACUUUUGUUUUUUAGUCACAUCCACACAGACAAGAAAUGGCACAGAAAGACACGGGAAUAGAGCAGAGACACAUCAAGACAGGGGACAGCCUCGGAGCAAAAGCUCUCUCAGGGGUCCCUUCAGCUGGUGGGGGAGUGGUGGUGGAAGUCAGGGAGAAGAAAGGACCUCUACGGGCAGCAAUACCCACAAUGCCUUUCCUCCUGGCUGUUGUCUGUCUGUUUCUAAACACCUUCAUACCUGGACUGGGCACCUUCGUCUCAGCCUUCACGGUGCUGUGUGGAGCUCGCUGUGAUCUGAUCUCAGAGCGAGGCGUGUGCUGCGUGUUCUGGCUCAACGUGGCAGCAGCACUGAUCCAGAUUCUGACGGCUGUGAUCAUGGUGGGAUGGAUCAUGAGCAUCUUCUGGGGCAUGGACAUGGUCAUCCUGGCAAUUUCUGAUGGUUGUCGUGAUCAGAGCGUUCCUCAACACGUGUGAGCUCCGACGUUCCCUGAUGAACCGCACUGUUUGAUUGCUUUCCCCCGAAGCCUGACAUUUCUGAAGGCCUGUAGCCGAGUGUUGGAGAGACAUAAUAAGAAUAGUUGAGUCUGAGGAGGUCAUGUGACUUUGACUAAGUGAAGUGAUUGAUAGGAAGCCCCUGCUGGUCAAUC
Messenger RNA from Cynoglossus semilaevis (tongue sole), 3955 nucleotides. RefSeq names its product stum, mechanosensory transduction mediator homolog (gene stum). The transcript is spliced from 4 exons. NCBI's taxonomy places the organism in Eukaryota, Metazoa, Chordata, Actinopteri, Pleuronectiformes, Cynoglossidae. The record is from RefSeq and is a predicted model, not a curated record. Bases 3345 to 3782 code for a protein of 145 amino acids.